AAAUUUGGUAAAGGAAAUUCAGUAGAAGUAAACAAUGAAAAGAGUAAAAUCAGUGAUAGUGUAAAAGGAAAGUUGGUGAAAAUUAAUGAAGAGCUCGCAAAAGCAUCAAUUAGAACAAGUUUGUGUAUGAAUCUGAUAAGCAUAAAUUAUGCAAAAGUAAAAGAGCUUACCUGGAAACAUAUAAAUAAGAAAAUUGAUAAUAAAGUUGUUGGAUAUGUUUCUGAAUUUGAGGUUGAUGUUGAUGGUGUAGUUUUGGAUAAAGAAAUGAAAAAUGUUGUAGUACGAUUUGAUCCGGUUAUG
Messenger RNA from Racocetra fulgida, 300 nucleotides. NCBI's taxonomy places the organism in Eukaryota, Fungi, Glomeromycota, Glomeromycetes, Diversisporales, Gigasporaceae. The record is from the annotation of a GenBank genome assembly.